CAAGAGCUUGCUUGCACAUUGCUUCAGACUGUCACUGCCACAGUUGAGACCCAGUAUGACCCCCACCCUAUGUCCACCAUUAUCAAAGAAGACUCCACUGCAUGUUUGUCAAAUCCUUCUUCACCAUCCCAGACAAGGAAAUCAGAUUGCAAGCUCCACCUUCAGUCACCAUGGCUCCUUCAACUGGUGCUUGAUCAUGCUAGAAUGGUUGGUCAGAAACUAAUUACUAUGGCAUAUGUGGCCAGCUGCAUCACUGAGAGCUUCAAGAUGCAUCUCUUCACUACCUGGGGCAUGCCUGGUGUUCACCAAGUAUUCUUGUUGGAGCAUGACAAGAUGUAUGCCAAUGAUGAGGUGAGCAUCAAGAUGAGGAAAGAGUGGGCUUUGGAGACUGACAGUGUCAACUUGAAGGCAGCAAUGUGCAUUCCAGGUGUCAGCUUUAGUCCCACAUACUCAAAAAACUGUGUUGAGAGCUUUGCCACACUUAGGGUUGAAGCCAUGUGUGCAAUGAUCAUGAAGGAACUGUGA
Messenger RNA from Pisolithus orientalis, 525 nucleotides. RefSeq lists its product as uncharacterized. The annotation marks the transcript as partial. The record is from RefSeq and is a predicted model, not a curated record. Gene Ontology annotation, molecular function: DNA binding; DNA-directed RNA polymerase activity. NCBI's taxonomy places the organism in Eukaryota, Fungi, Basidiomycota, Agaricomycetes, Boletales, Pisolithaceae. The transcript has a single exon. Gene Ontology annotation, biological process: DNA-templated transcription.